Molecule: messenger RNA, 4672 nt
Organism: Anoplopoma fimbria (sablefish)
Lineage: Eukaryota; Metazoa; Chordata; Actinopteri; Perciformes; Anoplopomatidae
Product: transmembrane protein 168-like
Exons: 4
Coding region: 858-2963 (701 amino acids)
Source: RefSeq, a predicted model, not a curated record
UUGCCAACAUCAGUAGCACUUGAAAACAUGAAUAAAGCCGGGACUCGUAUGGGGCCGGAUCACUUUGUUAUACCCUAUAGUAAUACUGAACACUAUGCCUAGUAUACCUAGACUUUAGGGUCACUUUGACACUGAGGCAAUGUCUUUUUUUUCAGGGGACAAAAGUUUACAUUUGAAUCCUGAACUAGUAUUUUACUUAAGUCAAACAAAAAUAAAUAAUAGUAAAUAACUAUAACUGAAAUGCAGAAAGAAAAGAGAUUCAAAGGCUAUUUUACAAACUUUCUUCUUCUUCUUAUUCUUAUUAUUAUUAUUGUUUUGUCCUAAAUACUGCCCUGUUAGCAUUUUGCCUUCAUUUUGAGCACAGACUGGGCAUUUUACAGCUCCUGCUUAAUUUAGACAUUGGGGGAAACGAAAGUGAUGCAGCCUGAGUUACUCACUCAAAGCUGGAUGGGAUCCUAGUUUUUCAGAGUAAAAGUCCAUUCUUGACCCCCAUAAAUAAACAAUCUCCACUUACUCUAUGUGAUAUACGGUUAAAAGCUCCUGGGAAAAAAAGUUAACACAUGAGUUUAAACUUUUUCAGUCCAGGGUUAUUUCAAACCCUAUCCACCAAAAUAUCAUUUCAAAAACGCGCUUUGGGCUUUUAGCGUAUGUAACAAUUUUGACCCUUGAGACUCACCGUAGCCAGCCAGCGUCAUGGCGGCUGUCAACUCGAAACUUUUGACGCGACUAACUUUUUAAGCGGAAAUGUGUUUCCCUGGACUCCUAGUUAGUUUCAAAACUCUUCAGAUGAGACCAAUCAGAAGACCAGAACACAAACAUCUUGGAUAACUCAACUAUAACUCUGUUUUAUUACCAGGAUGUGUCACUUUCUGCGCUACGGGGUCAGCCACUGCCUCCAGGGAGCGAUGACCCGACUCAGCGCGGAGGAGGUGAGUGUGCGCUCCUCUCUGCGCAUGCUCGGCUACCUGUCCGGGCUGAACCUUGUGGUGGCCCUGUGUUUGGGGCUGUACGCCCGGUGGGAGAGCACCGCAGAGACCUCCCUUCUUGUCACAUUCAUUCUGGCUCUAGUGGUCCUGGGUGUUGCAGGUGUGGUGUACUGCUCCUCCAGCAUGGACUGGCUCAGCUUGGGUCUCCUCCACCUGUGGGUUGGGUUCCUUCUGGGGCUGCAGUGUUUCCUCAACAGCGCCCCUCUGGAGAUGAAGGUGAAGGUGCAGGCGGCUGACUACCUGCUGCUGUCCAGCGUCUCUCUGAGGACGCUGUGGGCUCUGCUGGAGAGGCUGCUCAGAUACACAACGCACCGCCCGGCCUUCCUCACCUCUCAGGAGCAGCUGGAGCUGGUUGGUUUUGCAGCUGCCAGCACGGCGCUGCGGCUCCAGUCGUCCCUGAGCGUGAUGGUGCUGGUGCUGGCGUUGGCCACCGUCAUGGUUGCCCUCCGGAUGAAGGCUUUCCUGGCUCAUGCCAACUUGAUCUGCUUCGCCGUCGUCACUGGCGUGGUCUUCUUCAAGUCUCUGAACGUCUCCACUAACCCUUUCGCCCUCAGCUGCUUCUUCAUCCAGCUCAUCUGCGACCCCCUGCUGGAUGUCUACUUCAGCGGUCUCUCUGUGACCGAGCGCUGGCAGCCUUUCCUGGUGUGGCGGGCCCUGUGGCGCCGGCUGUCUCUCCUCCCUCUGAUGGCGCUGGAGGUGACCUUCAUCGUUCUGGCCGCUCAGAAGCUGAGAGACAUGGACCAGUGGUACCUGAUGAUCCCACUCUUUGUUUUCCUCUCCAUCUGCUGGGCCAUCAGCCACAUGAUGUUUGUCUUCACAGUGUGGGGCUUUCACACCAAGCUCAGUGAAUGCCAGAGGCUGUCCUCGUCCCAGGGGUCAGGGGUCAGGGGCCUGAACAAGAUUAUGGCCUCACAGGGCAUGAGACAUUUCUGCCUCAUCUCUGCAGACGUGGUGGUGCCCUUGCUGGUGUCCACUGGUGUCGUAGCCGCUUUUUAUUGGCAGGACUCCAGCAGUAUCUUUUUGAGCAUCUUCCUGCUUGUCCUGAAUCUGGAGUCUCUGUUUCACGGGCUUUUCCACGAGCUGGGGAAAAGCUUAGGAGGAACCUGUGUGGGCUACGCACUGGUCAUCCCCACCAACUUCUGCAGUCUUGACGGCCAGCCCAUGCUGCUGCCUCCCAGCCAGGUUCAGGAGCUGAAUGCGCGCUCUACAAGCCUGUUGAACAAUAUUCAGCGCUUCUUCGCCCACCACUUCAUUGAGAGUUUUGGCUCCGACUAUUCCACCAGUGGGGUGACCCUGGAGGCUCUGCGGUCAAAGAUACAAUCUUUCUUUGAUCUUCGCGUGGCAAACGGACCUUGCCACGACACCUACGUGAUCUUCUACAGCGGCCCCACUCACCGGUCCGGAGACUGGGCACUGACAGGAGGAGACGCUCUCCACCUGGAUCAGAUCUUGGAGUGGUGGAGGGAGAGGAACGGCAGCCUCUGCUCGCGCCUCAUCUUUGUGCUCGACUGUGACAACUCUUUGCCGUGGGUGAAUGAGGUGAAGAGGGUGGAGAGUCUGUAUGUUGCUGUGCAGGGAGCGACGCUCAGUCGAGUGAGCGAUGUCGAGCACCAGGAUCCCCCGCAGCUCGGAGACUUCACCUCUCGAUGGGUGGAGUAUAACUGCAACUCAAACAGCAACAUACAGUGGUCGGAGAGCGGCCGGGCGAUUUCAGCCACCUACGGUAUCUCCAAAUACUGGAGCGACUACACGCUGCACCUACCAACAGGAAGUGAUCUUACAAGGUACUGGAGCGUGUACUUCCCUCAGAUUACCCGCUCAGUGGUACAGGUGGUGCUUGCCAGUCGGCAGUCCAGCGAUCCGAACCAGCCGGGGUACUUCACCCUCGGCCUGCGAUAUCUAAAGAGACUCAAAAUAAACUUGUUUCCACCAGCGAUACUGGACACUGGCCAAGGCUUCAAACUGGUCCGCUCAUAGAAAUGUGGCCAAACUAUUUUUCAAAAGCCGUCCACUUUGUUGGACCUUGAAAAAAAGGCAGCUAUUGGAUUGUUAAUGCACGCUAACCAUCACAUAGUUACUGAUUGGUCGAUUUGGAAUUUGUCUAUUUUAGUACCGUUUUUUAUAUUCUUUGCAAAUUUUUCUAUUAACGUGCGUUUUUUUCUGUGAUUUAGAGAUCUUAACACCCCUGUCGAACAGAAAUGUCAAUGUGUGGGAUGAACCUGAGCAAAUUGACUCAAUUGUUGCACAUUUUCCCAUCAUAUUUACUGUUAGAUUUGAUUCCACCUUGAUUUAAGGAACAUUUGUGCCUUUUUUACUUUAAAAUCACCAAAGAAUAUCCAGCUGGCCAGGCUGAUUAUUUUAAACUUUAACCAAAGUGUUAGUGGUACGUUUUCCGAAGAAGAUCUGAGACAUAAAUCAUAUAUGCAACAUUUACGCAGCCUGGAGCAGUUUGUAGGUCAAAAUGUUUUCGCUCUUGUAUCCUGUGAAAUGAUUCCUGUUACACCCAGCUGCACUAAACUAUGCAUUUUACACUCCAAGCUUUGAGUAUAUUCAAUGCGCUGCUUUUUGUCUGUUGUAACAGCAUGUUGCAAUGCUUUGAGGAGUUAUAUUUCAAUAAAUUCCAGCUGCUUCAGGGAGUCCAGAGAGUGUAAACUCUGUUGAUGAUUGCACUACGCACAGCUAUGUGUGAACUACAGUAUUUGUCAUAAUAAAUUUAUUGCAGUUUACUGGGUUAUGCAAUAUUAUUCAUGUGAAAGAUGAAUAAAACUAUGCAAUAAAAGAGAAAAGGAACUUCGCUCUUAAAAUCAUGAAUUUACGUGUCUCUUAGUUGGAUAUAUUCUCCAAUUAACAGGUUAUUUCCUGUUUCAGGGACUAGAACUAUGACAACAAAUCUAUCUAAUUUUCCAUCCAUUAAAAAUAAAUAGUCUGACUUCAGGUAACACAUUUUUGUGGGGCUAUAAUUUCCUUAGAAAAAACUUUUUAAUUUGCCACUUAUUAAAGGGAAAAAAAACAAUUAUACGUUAGUUAAUUGUUCUUAGUUUUUUAAACAGUUGUUGAUUUGCAGAAAGAUUUCCUUUAAAGAACUGCUCCUUUUAAAUCAAAUCACCUCAUCAUUUUAUCCUAUAAGUCACAUCAUUUUAUCCUAUAAGUCACAAUUGUCAUAAUGAAUGAAAGCUUUAGUUAUCUCCAAAAACGUCUCUUGUUUGGUCACAGUGACAUUGAAAAAUUCUUAUCAGUUCAUUCUUUAAAUUUGAAGAAAAUCCCUCCAGGAGUUCCUGAGCUAGCGCAUUCUCAAGAAAAGAAUAGACAACCCAAAAACAUAAUGCAACCAGGCAAGGAGGCAUGAAAAAGUUAUAGUCUAGUAUGCCAUAAAACAUGUGAUAGUAUUGUAUGCCAUAAAAAGGUCCUUAUUGCCCUCACUGUACUGUUUGCCUGCGAUUUGUUUUGCGCGGCUGCUUUCUUUGCAGUUACUGGAGGUAAAUGGAAGAGAGUCAUCCCCAAAUGAGGGUUGAAAACCAUAUCAGAGCUCAGUUGCUGGCUCUCUCCCUGAGACAUUCAUUUGUACUUUGGAUGUUUCUGGCUUGUUGCUGCACCUUACAACUUUGCACUUCCACUCAUGAAUGUAACUGUUAGUUUAGUUUUCCUCUUACGCUAUUCUUUGAAUAAAAUAAAUAUUUGUUAAUUGG